AUGAACUUUGGGACAACAGGAGUCAGUCCAGGUCAAGAAUUACAACAGGAAAAGACUAGAAGAGAAAAUAGAGAGCAUCUGUUUCAGAGACUUCAUCUUGAGGGCAAACUGCAAAACAAACUGGAAAGAGAAGAUGUUCUUCAGAUAACUGCAGAUUCAUUACAGUCUCAUGAGUCUUGUGCUGAAGAGGAACUGUUUCAGACAUUCCUACAAAAACUACUGUUGAUGAACUACAGAGCAAGAUACAUUAAAACUAAAGAGACCAAAAAACAAGAACACACACAACACAAAGACAAUGACUCGUCUGAUGAUGAAGAAACAAGCAAACCUGAUGCCAUUCACCCAAUGGAUGUUCAGAUGGCCGUGUUUCAUUGUGCUGAUAGUUUCCUGAAGCAGCUGAUGGUGACUAAACUGUCACAGUGUCAGUAUGCUCUGCCUCUGCUUGUACCUGAUCCAUUCACACAACACAUUGAGUUUCCUCUCUGGACAUUCAGACAAAUCAACAAGAGCUGGAAGACAUUUGAUGAUGCAGGUGAAAUCAUCAGUGAAGUCCAGUCAGUCUGUAAGGCAGAAACUCCAAUGGUGUGUUUCUUCAGGUUUGGCUCAGUGUCCUCAUCCAAGUCUCAGCUGAUGAACAGUCUGAUCAAUGAGAAACACAACACGUUCUUCCACAGGAACUGCCCAGGCAGCAGCAGAACCAGAGUACUGAUGGAUGGAGUGGUGGAGAUCGCCUGGUACUGCCCGUCUGGAAAAAACACGGAUACAUUUACUGACUGUGUUGCGUUCUGUAAUCUACAUGGAGAUGCAGGAGACCAUGAGAAACAGCUGCAGAUCCUCACUGAAAUGUCCUCAGUCAAUGUUGUUAUUCUACCACAACUUGACAGGAAUGACAAAAAUAUGACAAAAGUUGAAAAACUCUUCAAGGACUCAAAGCCACUCAUUUGCCUUUUUGCUGAAGAUAAAUCUGCUGUAAUUCAGACAAAGAAAACAAAAAAAUACAAAAUAGGUUUGAAAGACAGAAAUCAGUCAGAUGUAUCUGAAGAACUCAGAAGAGCUAUAAAUGAUUGUCUCUCAAUCUCAUCUUCAGAAUCAUCUUCCAUUUUCAGACUUGAAGAUGUGUCCAAACACUCAGAUAUCAGAGUAGAUGAAGAUGAUGAUGAAGACUGCAGGAGAGGAAAAGCAGCAGCACAACAGAUGAUGAGAUUACUGGAGAAUAAAGAUCUGACACAAAUCAAAGAAUCAUUUCUGCCCUGUCAGGGAAAACUGUGGCAUCAGUGGUGUCAGACGAACAAAGAACUACACCGACCUCGGGGGAGUGAAACAGAAAUGGAAAUAAGUAGAAAACAAGAAGACUUGAUGGAUGUUUGUAAACAGCAGCAUGAUUCUGUGCUUAGUGACUUCAUGAAGCACUUUAUUAAUGAAAUGAAUGAAAAAUAUGUUGCAAAUAAGAAACAUAAAUUCCUCAAAUGGUUUGGGAUCCUCAUGGAUGAACACACCUCAACUGAACUUUCUGAUCUACAUCACAAAUAUGAUGAUAAGUGGUCAACAGUCUUACACCUGAAAGAGAGAAAUAAGUCUGAGCAACUCAAAACUGAACAAAGAGAACAACUUAAAACUGAUCAAACAGAACUUGAGAGAAUAUCUGAGGAGCUUCAGGCUGCAACCUUUGGUUUGGAGCACAUCCUGAGAGAGAUCGGUCAGAUCUAUGAAUCAUGUUCAUCUGUGAAGAAGAACAAGGAAGGUCUGCAGUUUCACUUCUCUUCUCUCCCGAGUCUUGCAGCAGAGAUGAUGAUCUCUGGAUUUCCUCUGGAGCUGAUGGAUGGAGAUGCUGCUCAUGUUCCUCUGAUCUGGAUCUCUGCUGUUCUAGAUGAACUCAUCAGGAAACUGGGAGACCAGAGAGUGUUUGUGCUGUCAGUUUUAGGGGUUCAGAGCUCUGGGAAAUCCACCAUGCUGAAUGCCAUGUUUGGACUGCAGUUUGCCGUCAGUGCUGGCAGGUGCACCAGAGGAGCUUUCAUGCAGCUGGUCAGAGUGUCAGAGGAGAUGAAAGAACAGCUGAAGUUUGACUAUAUUCUGGUGGUUGAUACUGAGGGACUUCGUGCUCUAGAACUGGCUGGAAGAUCAACAAGACAUCAUGACAAUGAACUGGCCACAUUUGUUGUGGGUCUUGGGCAUCUGACAUUGAUCAACAUCUUUGGAGAAAACCCAUCUGAGAUGCAGGACACUCUUCAGAUUGUUGUUCAGGCCUUCCUGAGGAUGAAGAAGGUCAGACUGAAUCCCAGCUGCAUGUUUGUGCAUCAGAAUGUUUCAGACAUCACAGCUGGAGAGAAAAACAUGGAGGGAAGGAGACGACUGCUGGAGAAACUGGAUGAAAUGACAAAACUUGCUGCUAAAGAUGAAGUCAGUGAUGCAGAAAGUUUCAGUGAUGUCAUUGAAUUUGAUGUUCAGAAUAAUGUGAAGUAUUUUGCACAACUCUGGGAGGGCAGCCCACCCAUGGCACCACCAAACCCAAACUACUGUGAAAAUAUUCAAGAAUUAAAGAAAACUAUUAUUUCUCAUGCUCCAAAAUCCAAUGGCAUGAUGUUGACACACCUGAAAGAUCGUAUUGAAGAUCUCUGGGAGGCUUUACUGAAUGAACGAUUUGUGUUCAGCUUCAGAAAUUCUCUGGAGAUUUCAACAUACAGGAAACUGGAGACAGAAUACAGCAAGUGGACCUGGAGUCUCCGGAGUGCCAUGCUGGAAAUUGAGAACAAACUACACAACAAAAUAGAAAAUGAAACAAUUCAUGAGGUUGAUGAAGCACAUCUUCAAAGAGAACUGAAAGAGAAAAGUGAAGAAGUGAAAAAAUCUAUGUCAGAUUUCUUUGAGAAAGACAAAGAUAAAGAAAUUCUGAUUCAGUGGAAAACUUCAUUUGAGAUAAAAAUCAAAGAGCUUCAAGAAAACAUUGUGAGAGAAACAAGAAAAUUAAAUGAGAUUCUUCAACAGCGAGACCUGAAGAAAGAGAUUGAUGCUCAGAAGACACAUCAUGAAAACACUCUCUUUGAAAAGAGCAAAACACUCGCCUUAACACUCAAAGACAAAGCAAAUGAUGAAGAAACACUGAAGAAAGAGUUUGAUUGCUUUUGGGAACAGCAUGUGAAGAAGAUCAUCAGAGACACUCCUCCAAUCAAAGACAUUGACAUAUUAAGAGAUGUGAAACAACUCCUCAGUGACAUCUAUGAAAGUUCUCCUGUAGAUCACUGGAGGGAGAACAGGAAUAUUUUCUGUGUGUCGAGUUAUUCAGAUUAUGUGCAGUUAAAGAAAUCCAGAGGAAUUACAGGACCUGUUAGAAAUAUCAUCAGAGAAGCUAAAGAGAAGUUGGGUUUUGCUCUGUCUAAUGAUGAUGAAACACAAAUAAGAACGUUAGUCAGUGAAAUUGCUCAUGAGACAGACAAAAUGAUCCUGUCAUUCAACAUUUCAAAGAUGGGCUACAACAAAAGCUACAUUCAAGAACUCACAGACUAUAUAAAGUCAAGAAUCACUGAACAUCAGAAUGGACCAGUGAAAUAUCUGUUCAAGAAUGAAUUCUCCAUUGAUUUAGUGUUUUCCAUCUGUAAGAAAUCAAACAAGACAUUCACUGACCAACACAGACUGUUCAGAGAAGCCAAUGAUCCUGUUCUCUACAUGGAGAAGAAGAGAGGAGAGUACUUCAGUGUUUUCCAGAAAUAUUGUCGUGGUUCAACAUCAGCUGCUGUUUUUGGUGAGAUCAUCUGUCAGAAACUGAAAGAUCCCAUUGAACAGAGUGUCUACAAAAACACUGCCAGAGAUUUAGCAGAUGAAAUGAGAACAAACUGUGAAUCACUGAAUGGAAACAGAUCUAAUCUGGAGAAACACAUCCUGAAGACACUGGCAGAAGAGGAGAAUUUUGACAUGGACAUGAACUACAUUAAAAAUCCCAGAGAUCACUUCAAGAGAUUCAUCAGAGCUGAAGUCAGUCAGUACAUCACUGAUAAGUUCAGGGUCAGUGUUCGGCCCAAGAUGAUAAACAACAUCAAACUCCUGCAGCAGAAGAUCAUGAACGCAGCUCAUGAAUCUACUGAACAUGUUCAAGUGAACAUGAACAGUGGAGAUGUUGAUUUGUGGUUGAAGUGUUUCACACAGAAGCUCUCAGAUGUGCUGAUAUUCUCUGUUAAAGACUUCAGUGGAGUGAGUCGUGAUGAUGUUGAUAUCAAACUACUAGAAGAUGUGAUGAGAAAAGAACUUCCAUCUAUAAUUUCUGACAUAAGCAGUAAAUUCAGUACAGAGACUUUUCCAGUAAUUCUGGACUGUAAGUACAGACCAGAUGAGAUUCUGAUUGGUCACUUCUGUCAGUGCUGUUGGGUUCAGUGUCCUUUCUGUGCUGCAAUCUGCACCAACACAAUAGAAAAUCAUGAAGGAGAUCACAGUGUUCCUUUCCAUCGAGUCAAUGGACUGAAAGGAUGGUAUUACAGUGUAACACGGGAUCUCAGUGCUAAUUUUUGUACAACUUCAGUGGCAAGUGAUAGAAUCAUUAAAUCAUCAGAUCAGUCAUAUCCAUACAAAGAAUACAGAAAAGCUGGAGGUGUUUAUGCUAACUGGAGCAUCACUCCUGACUUCUCUGAGCUGCCGUACUGGAAGUGGGUUGUGUGCAGAUUCCAGAAUCUGGAAAAGUAUUAUGAUAAAAAGUUCCAGGGCUCGGGUGAGAUUCCAGAUGAGUGGAAGAAGCACUCAAAGCAAGAUGCUAUUGAGAGUCUGAAUAAAUACUUUUAA
This is a messenger RNA of Xyrauchen texanus (razorback sucker), 4764 nucleotides long. RefSeq names its product interferon-induced very large GTPase 1-like. The record is from RefSeq and is a predicted model, not a curated record. Gene Ontology annotation, molecular function: GTP binding. Lineage: Eukaryota; Metazoa; Chordata; Actinopteri; Cypriniformes; Catostomidae.